Falco peregrinus (peregrine falcon) is the source of this 3191-nucleotide messenger RNA. It is a transcript of the gene SIL1, whose product is annotated as SIL1 nucleotide exchange factor. The transcript has 11 exons. The record is from RefSeq and is a predicted model, not a curated record. Lineage: Eukaryota; Metazoa; Chordata; Aves; Falconiformes; Falconidae. Bases 1700 to 3076 code for a protein of 458 amino acids.
UCGUUUACUGAACAUGCUAUUGCAGUGUCUCUUCUGCGUGAUCCUUUGGAAUUAAUUUCUGCUCUGGGAGCAGCAUUAUUAAUAGCUGGACUUUCUUUUUUUCCUGUCUUUUCUUUCCCCCAAUCCUGCUUUAAAGUGACCAGCUGGUAUCAUGUUGGUGUUUUUCGACAGCCUCCAAGGCAUUUCUAUGGUGGAAGCAUCCAAAAUACUGGAUGUAGAACUGUACACACUUAAAGUGAACUUUAGUGUUGAAAUGUGGCUAACAGAGGUGAGAGCAGUGUCUGCAAGUUCCAUGUGCAUGAGCAUACAUUUACUAGAUUUUAAGGGAUGCAAAUAUGAUCCUUUUAAAGAAAUAAACUGGAAACUGGCAAUUCCUAGUGAGUUGUCAGAAGAACCCUUGAACCUGCAACGCUGCCCCUGCACCCUAAAGCAGCACAAGACCGGUGCUGGUGCUGCCACUGCCACCUUCUUUUUUAGGGUUGAGACUUUUUUUAGCCUGAGCAAUAAAAAACAACCCUGAAAAACUCUAGCACCCCCAACCCCUCUCUCUGUCUUCUCUUGACGAGGAAAUGGAAGACUACUUAAAUGCAGAUGUGGUCAAGCUGGGCAGGUGUGGUUGAAAGCACAUCAGCUAUACCCUGAGAAUUUGUAAGGCGGUGGAUUAUUGGCAUAAAUUUAGGGAUAAUAGUCUUUCUAUGUGCUAAUCCUGUCUGCUACUGACUCCCUCUGUGGCUUUUAUAACCCACCUCAGCUCUCUUACCACUCAGCUUUCCCCUCUGAGAAAUAACAUUUAACUUGUGCUCGUGAAGUAGGUGAAUCAGCUUUAAUUAAGAUUUGUUGAGCAGUUUGUUGAUGAGUUCCAUAUAAAGCUAGUUACUAUUUUUUAUUAACACAGAGAUAUUCUUAGCACCUGAAGGGAAAGAUGACACAACACUCAGGAUUUUCUGGGAAACAGCCCUGUGAAAGGAGACGGCACAUGCUAAUGAAGGCUUUGUCAAACCUCUUCUGGCUGCGGUUUGUGAGGCAGCUUGCUCCUAAAGCUCUGACAAAAACCCCCAAAGUCCCCUUGAAUCACUGGGAAAUCGGAAAUGUUCCUGGAAGUUAAGCCCCACUUUUACAUAUGAUUUGUAGGUCUUGUCCCCUUGCUGGAUUUCUCGCAGAGCUUUAGGUCAGGAUCUGCUGCAGCUGUGUGUGUAUGGCAUCAGCUGCACAGGCACAGCUGCUCUUGCCUGCUUUGAAACACCUUGUUUCAAUGAUUUCAAUUGCUUUCAGUAAUCAUCGUCUCAAAUUAUUCUGUGUGGGGUAGGGAGGGCUUGCCUGCUCAGCUGUGUGGUGACACUUAAUGGGCUACAGCCCAUUGCCCAGGUUGGUGGGGCUGUUUGGGGAUAAGGGAGGAGGAGCGAAGUCUUGCUCUUCCCCACAGGCAGCCCAGGUCAGCACCCUGCAGCACGUGGGAAGGCUGUCUUCACUGCCAGAUUAGCUUGGUGGCAAGUUAAGCUGAAGAGCUUCGUUUAUGAAAGUGUGUCGCUGUGGGAGCGGUUGCGGGAUCCCUUGUUGCACUAGGGCUCUGCGAGUCAUCUUCUCAGUGGGAACUAAGCUUAAGGAAGAGGAGUAACUUUAACUGGAAUACCUUUAACUGGAGAAAAAGUCACUGUCCACACACAACCAGCUCUAAGCACCCCGAGUUCUGCUGGUGGCAAUGUCUCACUGGGCUCAUCUCCUCUCUGCUGCUGCUAAAGUCAACCUGCUGGUCUUGGUGGUUUCUGCGGUGUUUUCCUGGUCAAGCCUAAGCGACAGAGUUCCUGAGUUUGCCCUUACAAAAAUAGAAGAGAGCGACAUAAAAGAUGACAGUGGGAAAGAGCCGAUAACAGAAGACGAUGCUGAUCCUGAAGACCUGGAAGUGUUUUACCCCACACAUCAGUGGCAAACCAUCCGUCCAGGUCAAGCCGUUCCUGCAGGGUCACACGUACGAUUGAAUCUGCAGACGGGAGACAGAGAAGCCAAGCUCUCAGAUAGUGAAAAUGGAAAACGUGACACGAGAGAAGAGAGAAGAAGAAAAAGGGUGGAUGUUGACUCAAAUUCAUUCACAUCCCAGGAGCUGAAGAAGGCAUUGGCUAAACUGAAGGAAAGUGAGAGGGCAGAAAGGAAGGCCCACGAGGAAGAGGUGAGGAAGAAGUUCCGGCCCAUAGAGCAGCUGAAGGAGGAGUUUGAAAAGCUGAAUGUGAAGAUGGAAACGGAUUAUGAAAUUAUGGUUAAAUUAAUCAGCAAAUUCAACAGCUCUGCCUCCACACUGAAUGAAAAAGUAGCGGCACUUUAUGAUCUUGAAUAUUAUGUUCACCAGGUGGACAACGCCAAGGAUUUCCUCUCCAUGGGUGGGCUCCGGCUGGUGAUCGAUGGGCUGAACAGCACCGAGGCCACGCUGAAGGAGCACGCUGCCUUCGUACUGGGAGCUGCGCUGUCAGGCAACCCCAAAGUGCAGAUAGAAGCAAUCGAGGGGGGCGCGCUGCAGAAGCUCCUGGUUAUUCUGGCUACGGAACAACCCCUGGCUGUCAAGAAAAAGGCUCUCUUCGCGCUGUCCUCCAUGCUGAGACACUUCCCCUACGCCCAGCAGCAGUUCCUCAAGCUGGGCGGCCUCCAGGUCCUCAGGAGCCUCUUCAGGCAGAAGGGGAUGGAGACCCUCCAUGUCCGUGUGGUCACGCUCCUCUACGACCUCAUCGUGGAGAAGAUGCUGCUUGAGGACUCCCAGCACGGAGAGCAGACGGAGGAGAAAAUCCAGCAGUACAGGCAAGUCAAGCUGGUCCCGGCGGUGGUGGAGCAGGACUGGUGCGUGGUCGUUUCCAACCUGCUGGCCAUGCCGGAGCACGACACUCGGGAGAAGGUCCUCAAGAUGGUCAGCGUGCUGAUGGCCUUCUGCAAGGACCGCUACCGUGGGGACCAGGCACUCAGCACCACCCUCAGCCUCCUGCGCAGCGAGUACGAGGAGCUGGCAGCGGAGGAGCAGAGGGAAGGGGACAAAGAUGGCUAUUUCAAGGAACUGCUUGGCUCUGUAAAUACCAUCAUUCAGGAGUUAAGAUGAAGAGAGCUGUAGGUGCGGUUCAGUCCCAGAUGAUUCAGGGUAACAGUGUGAGUUUCGAUGGCACCAGUGUGAACGCAUUUCUGAAUAAACUGCGGGAGUAAAUGAGAUGCCACCA